Molecule: messenger RNA, 1891 nt
Organism: Brassicogethes aeneus
Lineage: Eukaryota; Metazoa; Arthropoda; Insecta; Coleoptera; Nitidulidae
Source: the annotation of a GenBank genome assembly
UAAACAAUGAAAUUUCAGCGUCCAAUUUCGUGAACGCCUGCGCCUUUUCCUUACGAGCGUGGAAGUUUACAGUCGUUCUUAGACCGAUGUAAUAGCCUAUACGUUAAACUAGAACUCUAUCGAAAUGUAGAAUAAACAAACAAAAAGAACAUAAAAAUCGAAACUAACGUGCCUUUAUUAAGUCCAAGGAUAUCUAAGAAAAAUGGGAAGAAGAAACAAGUGCAAACCCCGUCUAAUACCGCCUCAAGAUAAAAGAAUUUGUGGCUGUAUCUGUUUCUGUCAGCUAGUGGUCGUCUUAAGUUGUGUAUCUCUGAUUUACUUGACCGUUGCGAUUUACAUACCGUCGUACAGGGCUUUCAGAUCGAAUUUCGAAGAGAGGCCCGUCAUGUGUCAAACAAUAAACACCAGCUUGCUCAAUAAUUGUAGCUGGGCAUCUUGUGGCGAAUGGUGUCUCACCAAAGCGUCCGGAUUUUGUCCGCAAAUCCACGCUACGACGAGACAAAACGGCACCAGGGUGCAAUUUCAAAAUUGCACCCUUUUCAACACGUCGUUUUGCCCACCUGUAAACACCAACAAAUUGAAAAGGCACAACUGCAACAACGGCACCGAGUGCAGCUCUUUAAGAGGCGUUUUCAACUGCUCUUUGGGACACUGCAUGAACAUCUCCCAAAUAUACGAUUGCCACUACAAAGCCGACGGAUUUACGGUCGACAGUGACAAAGACAACAUGAAGCUGAACGGAUUUUUCGAAUGCAAAGGCUCCAAGUGCAUCAAAAUCAAGAAAGCAUUCAGCUGCGAUCGGAUAUGCAAAGAAAAUGUUACUUCAAAUGGUCGCAAUAUAUUUAUUAAUUCCGGUAACAGUGUACACCAAGCUUACUGCGAUCUAGCAGUCGCGACUACGAGAACCAAUGGCAACGAAGAAGGAUUCGAAAUUGAACCAACCAAAUUUUGGACCAAGAAACACAACGAAACCUUUAUGGUUUCCUGCCAUAUCGUACACUACAGCCCACAAAACCAAACCAUAAACGCUACUGACUGUAUCAACGGGACUUUAUACAAUUCAUCGUCAUUUCCCCAGCCGAUCGUGACUUUCCGUCAAUUCUGGAGUUUGAUGGGAAAGCACAGAGAAGUUUUGGACCCGACUAAUAAUUUCGUACCCGCGCAACAAUAUCUAACAAUUUACAACCACUCACGUUUACUAAUUAACUUGGAUGGUUGCGUGAACACUCUGAAAGGAGAAUGUUUGCAAUUUUUGGAGUCUCACGGAAGUGAUGGAAAAAAUCAAACUGCCCAAGCAAGAUACCCAUGUUUUUACAACAAGAAUACCUCGUUUUCCGUUAUUUCAAGAUACGAUCUCAAGAAAACUUGGCGAGACUUGGUGAUUGCCAUAAGCAUUCCCUCUGUACUUUUCGUGGUUUCCUUCAUAACCUUGUGCGCUAUAAUGCAGUCGGUGAGGGUGGAUGACGAUACCAAGAUGAGAUGCAAAUACUGCUUUGGCAAAUACAACUCGGACUUGACGGAAAUGAUAACGGCGAACAACAAGUACGAAGUCUCAUCGCCAGAGUCCGAUGGCGGCGUCUCGCGGAGAAUCCACGACAUUUCAAGUUAACAUCAAUUGGUGUAAAUUCCAAUCAGAGUUUUCCUAGUCACUAUAGUCUGCCUUUACACAACUAACUGUUUUAAAUGUUGCCCAUCAUCCACAAUAAUUUAAAAUCCAUAAAACAAAACCACCAUUUUUGAGAUUGAAUUGUAGCCAAAAAAUUAUCUAAAUUUGAUUUGAUUGUGGACUGAAAUUGUGUCAAGUGAGCUUUCAUUGUUAAAUUUGUUGUUGAAGAUGGCUUGCAACUAUAUACCUACUAUAUUCUAAAAAUUAUAUAUACAUCUAACUUUU